GGGGAGGGACGCGGGGCGGGGCCGGGGUCUGGGGUCCGGUGGGCGCGCGGCCCGGCUCCAGGGUCCGACUCCCGUUCCCGGCCCUGGCCCCGGACCCGCGGCGCGCAGGCCUCCCCUCCCGCGCGUUUGCCAACUUUGCUAAGUGCUGGGGCCGCCAGGCGCCCCGCGCUCCCCGUCGGGAUUCCGGUGGACCCACCGCGCCUCCGCCGCCCGCGAGCCCCCCGGCGGGGCUGGGUCAGACCCCGGGCGGGAUUUGAACCCCCGACGCGGACCCGCCUGGCGCAAACUGGGCGCAGGGUGGGUGGGUCCGCCGGGGCCUAGAGAGCGUCGGGGCUGAUCCCAGCAGAGUUGGACCAGCCUCUGCCGGGCACGAAGUUACUUCUGGAGCCUCCUCCCUCGUCCUGGAAACAAGCGGGGGGCCAGCUGUGUUUUGGAAUCCAGAAUUUUUGCGAUUUGAGGAUCUGUGGGAUUUUGGACUGUGAUGUUUGAUCACACCCACCCAGGACUGUCUGGACAACAGAUAGCUUCGUGUCAGGCCAAACCAGGAAGGAAGAAACUUGGCUUUUGGAGCUUUUUUUGACGUUGGAGUGGUGGAUGAGCCUGUGUGGACCUAACUUUCACCUUAGAGGGUCCCGGUGAAGAUGGAAAGAGAUAACAUAGGCGAAGGCGCGGCGGCUGCGAGGUGCUCAGUCGAUGGGACUCAGUGCGUGACUUCUGUGUGCAGAAGUUAAGACAGGCAGGCAGACUCAAGAGCGGAUCCUCUCUGGGCCGCAGGGGCCCAUAGGAAAAGGCCUCCUCGCUGGGGAGGCAGAGUCCUCGCGUGGUCUCCUGCCUCGAGCACAGCCUGUGCCCUGGGGAGCCUGGCUUGCAGACAACAGCAGUGGUGUCCAUGGGCUCUGGAGACCAUCAGUUCAACCUCGCAGAGAUCCUGUCACAGAACUACAGUGUUCGGGGAGAGUGUGAGGAGGCCUCGAGGUGCCCAGAGAAGCCCAAGGAGGAGCUGGAGAAGGACUUCAUCUCCCAGAGCAACGACAUGCCCUUCGAUGAGCUGCUUGCACUCUAUGGCUACGAGGCAUCAGACCCCAUUUCAGACCGGGAGAGUGAGGGUGGUGACGUGGCCCCUGACCUCCCGGACAUGACCCUGGACAAGGAACAAAUAGCAAAGGAUUUGCUUUCAGGGGAAGAAGAGGAAGAGACACAGUCAUCUGCUGACGACCUCACCCCGUCCGUGACCUCCCACGAGGCCUCCGACCUCUUCCCUAACCGGAGUGGAUCUCAUUUCCUGGCUGAUGAAGACAAAGAGCCGGGCUCUUCUGCCUCCUCCGACACCGAGGAGGACUCUCUUCCUGCCAACAAAUGUAAGAAGGAGAUCAUGGUGGGACCUCAGUUCCAAGCUGACCUCAGCAACCUGCACUUGAACCGGCACUGUGAGAAGAUCUACGAGAAUGAAGACCAGCUGCUCUGGGACCCCAGCGUCCUCCCCGAGAGGGAGGUGGAGGAGUUCCUGUACAGGGCGGUGAAGCGGCGUUGGCAGGAGAUGGCUGGGCCUCAGCUCCCGGAGGGAGAAGCCGUGAAAGACAGUGAGCAGGCGCUGUACGAGUUGGUGAAAUGCAACUUCAAUGUGGAGGAGGCCCUGCGAAGGCUGCGGUUCAACGUGAAGGUGGUCCGAGAUGGGCUCUGUGCUUGGAGUGAAGAGGAGUGCAGGAACUUUGAGCACGGCUUCCGUGUGCACGGAAAGAACUUUCACCUGAUCCAGGCCAACAAGGUGCGCACACGGUCCGUGGGUGAGUGUGUUGAGUACUACUACCUGUGGAAGAAGUCGGAGCGCUAUGACUACUUCGCCCAGCAGACACGGCUGGGCCGGAGGAAGUACGUCCCAUCCGGAACCACGGACACAGACCAGGACCUGGAUGGCAGCGACCCCGAUGGCCCCGGCCGUCCGCGCCCGGAGCAGGACACCCUGACUGGGAUGCGCACAGACCCACUGAGUGUGGAUGGCACGGCCGGUGGUCUCGGUGAGCCUGGAGUGGCCUCUGAUGGCCUCCCGUCCUCGGAGCCAGGGCCCUGUUCCUUCCAGCAGCUGGACGAGCCCCCCGCUGGACCCCCGUCCCGUCAGCCUCCAGCCCUGGCCGACCCAGCCUCGUACCCGCCGGCUGUCAUCGCUCCGGAGGCAGACGCCAGCCCAAGGCUGGCUGUGGACUUCGCCCUGCCCGAGGAGCUGCCUCUCAUCUCCAGCCGUGUGGACCUGAGCGGGGACCCGGAGGGGACAGUGGCCCCUGCGCAGGUGGCUUUGUCGGUCACCGAGUUUGGACUCAUUGGCAUUGGGGACGUGAACCCCUUCCUGGCCGCCCACGCCACGUGCCCGGCCCCCGGGCUACACUCGGAGCCCCUGUCACACUGUAACGUGAUGACCUGCUGACUCCUGGCCGCGGGCGGCGUAUGCGGCCCAGACUGGACUUGGCACUGCCGCUGGGCCCGCCUCUGUCAGUCUUCCUGACCCCUUCCCCCACCCUGGGCCUUGGGGUGGCACCUCCUCUGCUUCUGAACACGUCAGGACUGGUGUGAGGUGGCUGGGCCAUGCGCCCUUGCCCCGGCCAUGCAGACUGGACCCAGAGCCACACCCAACGCCGUCAGCGCCCGGCACUGCCACCCGGGUCCAGGCUGCUGCCUGCACGUGGGAUCCGUCAGGCAGCCGUGGACAGAAAAGACCCGGCCUUUGGGACGCAGGGCAGAGCCGGCCACCUGGUCCCUUCCAGCCAGCAGAGGCGAGGGAAGGUGUCACUGCCCCGGCGGGGAGACGGGCAGGACGCCCCGCCCCGCACCAGCAGCCUCCGCUGGGCGCCCUCUGCUCCCUGCUUGGCUCUGUCUCUCCACACCUGGCAGGGCCACGGGCUGCCCCAGCCCUGGGGGUCGUGGGCAGCUGCUACUCAGUGCCAACCCCGUGGGGCACAGAGCCAUAUACCUCGCUGUCCGGCCCCCAGCCCGGCCUCCCCUCCCACCCCAUCGUCUCCACUUCAGGAAAAGCCGCACUUUACACCCCCACCUGCCUCUUCCCCUCCAUCCCUGCUUCCCCAUCCUGAGCGGUUGGGGUGGGGGCCCCUCAGCAACCCCAGGCGUGGGUUUGAGGAGACAGGUGACUUACACCCCCUUUGCUGUCCUCCCCUGGUACCAAGGCAGGGAGCCUCGAGAGGAGCUGGCCCUGCCGGCCAUGCAGGGCCCAGACUCCAGCCUGUUCCCCCAGCCCUGCAGGUCUUCCUUCUGUGGGAAGCUUCCCAGCAAGAUGGCUUGGAGUCCUGGUCCCUCUUCCCCGGCCCCUUGUCCGUUUCUGUUUCUGUUUACACGUUGGCGUGGGGUCCUCCGUGGGCCGCGGCGCGCCCUGCCCCGGGCGUCGUCCAGCCUCCUGUGCUCGAGCCCCUUUCCGAGUUGGACUCGACCAUCCCUCACCCCACCAAGGACCACACUGUGAAGUGAUAACUGCCUUGAACCCCCCCUUGCUGUUUUAUUUAUUAAACUUGAUUUGAAGCCCG
Molecule: messenger RNA, 3527 nt
Organism: Chlorocebus sabaeus (green monkey)
Lineage: Eukaryota; Metazoa; Chordata; Mammalia; Primates; Cercopithecidae
Gene: MIER2
Product: MIER family member 2
Biological process (GO): negative regulation of transcription by RNA polymerase II
Cellular component (GO): nucleoplasm
Molecular function (GO): histone deacetylase binding; transcription corepressor activity
Source: RefSeq, a predicted model, not a curated record